Molecule: messenger RNA, 2752 nt
Organism: Cucurbita pepo subsp. pepo (vegetable marrow)
Lineage: Eukaryota; Viridiplantae; Streptophyta; Magnoliopsida; Cucurbitales; Cucurbitaceae
Product: putative galacturonosyltransferase 14
Molecular function (GO): polygalacturonate 4-alpha-galacturonosyltransferase activity
Source: RefSeq, a predicted model, not a curated record
GCCAAGGCAUCCGCCAAUGGGGAGUGGUUUUCACAAUCUUUCCCAAACAAAACUUCCUCCAAAGCCACCGUAACACCAACCAACGAUUUUCUCUCUCUAAACUCUUCCAACUCUCUGAUCCGCACGACCCCAAUUCAUCCUCCCAUUUGUAAUUCUUGAUCCAGUUUUGCCUCAGCAACGCAUUUGAGCGAUUUUUGGACCGGAAUCUUGACCGAUUUUUGGGUUUUUCUUUUUCUCUUUCUCUUUGUGGACUCCUGAUCUCUGUCUGGAACUCAUUGUCGGUGGUGGUUCGGGUGAUGCGAGCUUAGAUUUCAUGGUGGUAUUUGGCCGCCAUGGAUGGUGGUAGGCGUCUUCCUGGGGAGCCUGUGCUAGGGUUGUUGUUGUCGUUGAUGUUGUUGUUGUUGUUCUCCUUCUUCUUUUUGUUCAGUUGUCGUGGCCGACGAUGACUACCUGAAGGAAGCUGCAUAGAGGAUGAUGCAGCUUCACUUCUCGCCUAGCAUGAGAAGCAUCACGAUCUCGACCAAUAAUGGAUUUAUUGAUUUCAUGAAGAUCAAGGUUGCAGCUCGCCAUAUCUCUUACCGGACCAUUUUCCACACCUUCCUCCUCCUCGCAUUUCUCUUGCCUUUUGUCUUUAUCCUCACUGCCGUCGUUACCCUCGAAGGCGUCAAUAAGUGCUCCUCCUUCGAUUGUUUAGGCAGGCGGUUGGGACCACGGCUUCUUGGUAGGGUUGACGGUUCAGCGAGACUUGUCAGUGAAUUUUACAAGAUUCUCAAUCAAGUUAAAACCGAGGAAAUACCCGAUGGGCUAAAGCUGCCAGAUUCUUUCACUCAAUUAGUUUCAGAAAUGCAGAAUAAUCAAUAUGAUGCAAACACCUUUGCUAUAAUGUUAAAGGCAAUGAUAGAGAAAUUUGAAAAGGACAUUAGGGAAUCUAAGUUUGCAGAGCUGAUGCACAAGCACUUUGCUGCUAGUUCCAUUCCAAAAGGCAUCCACUGCCUAUCUCUUCGUUUAACGGAUGAAUAUUCGUCAAAUGCUCAUGCACGCAAACAAUUGCCUCCUCCAGAGUUACUUCCUUUACUUUCAGAUAACUCUUAUUACCACUUUAUUUUGUCAACCGACAACAUUUUGGCCGCUUCUGUUGUAGUCAAUUCUGCUGUGCAGUCUUCUCUCAGACCUGAAAAGAUUGUAUUUCAUGUCAUUACUGACAAGAAGACUUAUUCUGGUAUGCACUCAUGGUUUGCACUAAAUUCUAUUGCACCUGCACUUGUUGAAGUGAAAGGCAUUCAUCAAUUUGACUGGUUAACAAGAGAAAACAUCCCGGUGCUUGAAGCUGUAGAAAACCAGAAUGGGAUAAGAAGUUACUACCAUGGGAAUCACAUUGUUGGUGCUAAUCUCAGUGAUACAACGCCACGGAUAUUUGCUUCAAAACUGCAGGCUAGAAGUCCAAAAUAUAUAUCCUUACUCAACCAUCUUCGCAUUUAUUUACCAGAGCUCUUCCCAAACUUGGAGAAGGUGGUUUUCUUAGAUGACGAUGUUGUGAUUCAGCGUGAUUUGUCUCCUCUAUGGGAUAUUGACCUUGAAGGAAAGGUAAAUGGAGCUGUGGAAACUUGUAAAGGUGAGGACGAGUGGGUAAUGUCUAAACGGUUCCGCAACUACUUUAAUUUCUCCCAUCCAGUUAUACAAAAGCAUUUAAAUCCUGAUGAAUGUGCUUGGGCCUAUGGGAUGAACGUCUUUGAUCUUCAUGCUUGGAGAAGGACAAAUAUAAGGGAAAUUUACCACUCAUGGCUGAGAAAGAAUCUGAUGUCAAACCUGACAAUGUGGAAGCUGGGAACCCUUCCCCCUGCUUUGAUUGCAUUUAGAGAUCAAGUUCAUCCUAUUGAUCCUUCAUGGCACAUGCUUGGCUUGGGCUAUCAGGAACAGACCGAUGUCGAGAAUGUGAAGAAUGCAGCAGUUAUCCACUACAAUGGGCAACAAAAACCGUGGUUGGAGAUUGGGUUUGAGCAUGUCCGACCCUUCUGGACCAAGUAUGUCAAUUACUCCAAUGAUUUUAUAAGAAACUGUCACAUCGUGGAAUCAUAGUCAAUUGUCAAAGAUGCAAAAGAAAGGGGGNAAAAAAAAAAAAAAAAAAAAAAAAAAAAAAAAAAAAAAAAAGAAUUGGUUGGGCAGAUGAGCAACAUUUUGCUCGUCCAGAAGGUUGCCCCAAUCCAUUCGUCUUGACUACGAUGAUGGACAUUUGCAUUCGUCUCGCAUCAGAUUCGAUCGUUCUUUCAGUUUGUAGCCAAUAGAAGCUCUUCCUUUUCAAUAUUUUUCGGGCACUGUUAUUGAGCUUGCUUCAUCAGGGGAUUGAGUUUAGUUCUCCUGGUUACCUUACCACUACUACUAAGUGGAAUAGAAAAAGAGGAUAUGAUAUAGUAAAGAAAAAGUUGAUUAUUGAUAUGCGUAUGAGGCUGUCAUGCCAUUAUAUAGGUGGUGCGCACAGAAGAAGAUCUAGGACAACCCUCCCUACUACAGACAACAUUCUUCCUGCCAGUUGCCUUUCUUUUUUCUGUUUGUUAGUCGUCUUCAUCUGAUGAUACCCACAUAAUAUAGUCAUUUUUUAGAAAGUAGGUUAUGGAAAACAUUUGCUCCUACAGGUCCCCAUUCAAUUGGAUUUUUCUUUUCUUUUUUUUAGGUUCAUUUCUCUAUUCGUUUUGUAAUAUUCAUGAUAUACAUCAAAAAAAAAAAAAAAAAUGCAGAAAAUUCUUUUUCUCCAUCU